This is a messenger RNA of Pongo pygmaeus (Bornean orangutan), 1214 nucleotides long. Its product is annotated as glycosylphosphatidylinositol anchor attachment 1 protein-like. Lineage: Eukaryota; Metazoa; Chordata; Mammalia; Primates; Hominidae. The coding region runs from base 164 to 805 and encodes 213 amino acids. The transcript is spliced from 2 exons. Gene Ontology annotation, cellular component: membrane; GPI-anchor transamidase complex. The record is from RefSeq and is a predicted model, not a curated record. Gene Ontology annotation, biological process: attachment of GPI anchor to protein.
UUGGUCAGAAUGUGGAGAAAAGUGAACCCUUGUACACCGCUCUUGGGAAUGUAAUGUUUCUCAAACAAGUAAAAAUAGAACUACCGUAUGAUCCAGCAAUCCCACUUCUCGGAAGAUACCCAAAGGAAAUGAAAUCAGUAUCGUGAAGGAAUAUCUGCACUCCAUGUUUAGUGAAGCAUUAUUCACAAGAGCCAAGACAUGGAAAGAACCAACUGUCUGUCAACAGACCUUCUGCCAGAAAGUGGGCCUGCUGUGCACGCUUCAGGAUAAGCUGCAGCCCCAGGACUGGACGUUGUUGGACGAACCGCUGCAGGGCCUGCAGACACUGCUGCUCAUGAUUUUGCGGCAGGCCUCCCAUGGCCUUUUCCUGCGCUACCAUGUGGAGGCCAUAACCCUGCGUCGCAUCAGUAGCUUCCGCCAGUACAAGUAUGACCUGGUGGCAGUGGGCAAGGCUUUGGAGGGCAUGUUCUGCAAGCUCAACCACCUCCUGGAGCACCCGCACCAGCCGUUCUUCCUCUACCUGCUCCCAACCCUGUCCUGCUUCGUCUCCAUCGGCCUCUACAUGCCCGCCACCAGCUUCUUGCUCCUGGUCCUUGGUUUCAAGGCUCUGCAACUGUGGAUGCAGCUGCAUGAGGCUGGAGUGGCCUUGAGGAGUUCAGGGGGGCCCCUGGCCCUAGUGUCCCCCCUCCCCCAGCACAGGGUGGUAAGCACACAGGUCCCAGGCAGGGGCUGGAUGGCUCUGAGGCUGGUAGCCCUGAUCUACCUAGUACUGCAGCUGGGCUGCAUCGCCCUCACCAACUUCUGACUGGACUUCCUGCUGGCCGCCACUAUGGUGCUACCGCUGUGCUCGCCGAGCCUUUGGGCCCUGGACCCUCUAUGUUGCCCUGCUGGUGUUGACAAGCCCGGCAGCCAUGCUCCUUGGCAGCCCAUUUCUGUGGUGGGAGCUGCAGGAGGCGCCACUGUCACUGGCCGAGGGCUGGCAGCUCUUCCUGGCAGCGCUGGCCCAGGGUGUGCUGGAGCACCACACCUAAGGCGCCCUGCUCUUCCCACUGCUGUCCCUGGGCCUCUACCCUUGCUGGCUGCUUUUCUGGAAUGUGCUCUUCUGGAAGUGAGAUCUGCCUGUCCAGCACACCAGGCUGGGACAGAGACUCCCCAAGGACCCCAUUCUGCCUCCUUCUGGGGAAAUAAACAAGUGCCUGUUUCAGCUGCUUAAA